Molecule: messenger RNA, 4404 nt
Organism: Dicentrarchus labrax (European seabass)
Lineage: Eukaryota; Metazoa; Chordata; Actinopteri; Moronidae
Gene: mcama
Product: melanoma cell adhesion molecule a
Exons: 16
Coding region: 96-1964 (622 amino acids)
Biological process (GO): angiogenesis
Cellular component (GO): plasma membrane
Source: RefSeq, a predicted model, not a curated record
UCCUCCGGGCUGCGGGCUAACUUCUCGUCGACACACCACUUCAGUUCACAUUAUUUCGGACUGGAUACGACAAGCAGCAGCAGCAGCCAGAAGACAUGGCUUUCCUCCUCAGAACAUUUGUACCGCUGUUCCUUCAGGUGUGCGUCCUCAGCUGGAGCGCGUGGGCCAAGGUGGAGCUGACUAUGCAUGAGAGCGUUGAGGUGUACCUGGGUGACUCGGCUCAGAUCCCCUGCCAGUACAGCUUCACUAACGCCGACAACGAGCCCAGCAUUGUCAUAAUCCAGUGGUUUGUGAGAGCUGCGGGGGACAACUCACGGAUGCGGAUCUUCUACGGUGACGACAGCCAGCAGAUGGUGGACAACAACACCAACUACAGUGGACGCAUCGAGGUGACUUCGGACCAGCAGGGAACCCAGCUCACCAUCCAAGAUGUCAAGCUGUCAGACGAGAAGGAAUUCUUCUGCCAGGUCAACGGCAUGGCUGCCGGGAACGCUGAGGGGAAGACCCACCUCAGAGUGUUUGCUCCUCCAGAGGCUCCAGUCAUCGAGGGAGUCUUUACUGGAAUAUCUGUGACCAAUGAGGUGCCGUCUAAGGUUGCGUCGUGUGAGGCUCGGAACGGCUUCCCUAAACCCAACAUCACCUGGUACAGGAACGGCAUGCCGCUGAUGUCUUCCCCAGGACAUGUAAACGUGCUGACCCUGGUGACCCGGGACUUCAGGGACUUCUACUCCGUCCAGAGCACGCUGGAGUACAAGGUGGCGAAGGAGGACAAGGACGCCCAUUUCUUCUGUGAGGUCAGCUUCUUUGUCCCGGCGGCCAUCAGGACGGUCGAGUCCAACAGCAUCAACGUCACCGUUCACUACCCCACCACCAUGGUGGAGCUGUGGAAGGAGUCGCCCCAGGGCUUGGUCAAAGAGGGGGACACUGUGGAGCUGCGUUGCCAGGGUGACGGCAACCCCCCGUCGCCCUUCGUUUUCAACAGAGAACAAGACCCGGACGAGGACUUGGAGAGCCGCGGCGAUGUGUUGUUCCUCUCACCGGUGUCGCGGAAAGACAGCGGCAUCUACCAGUGUCGCCCUCUGGACACCGACGACUACGCCGACGUCAAAGGAGAAAUGCAGCUCACCGUGCACUACUUGGACCCAGCGGUCGUGGUACCCAAAGACUCAGAAGUCAUGCUCAAAGGAGAAGAUCUGAUUGCGACCUGCAACGCUCUGUCCUCCCUGAAAACCUCCACCGUCUGGUACAAGGAUGGGCAGCAGGUGGGUUCGGGGAACACGUUGCACCUGAGGGACGCCACCUAUGCAACAACAGGAGAGUACGCAUGUGAGGUGACCGUUCCCUCCCUGCCGGCCCUUCACACCAGCGGCUCCGUUCACAUCAUCGUCCAAGGUGGUGCCCAGCUGGUGGGCGAGGAGCAGGAGGUGCAGCUGGAGGAGGCAGCAGGCAGGAUGGUGAACCUGAGCUGUGAGGCUCAGGGCCAACCGCUGCCCGUCAUCAACUGGAACAUCAUCGGCAGCCAGAACUGGCACGAGGUGGUGAACCAGGCAAACAGGCACAUCGCUCACAGCGUGGUGUCGGUGAAAGUCACCUCGGACAUCAGCGCCCUGUGCAACGCCUCCAAUGACAUGGGCACCGAAGUGAAGGCUUUCAGCAUCAAAGCCAUUCCCAUGGUCACCUCAACUGCUCCCUUCUCUCCUGCCGAGGGCAGCGGGGUGAUCAUAGUGGUGAUCAUACUGUGUCUGCUGCUGCUGGCCAUCCUCGGCAGUGUUCUCUACUUCCUGCAUAAGAAGGGGAAGAUCCCCUGUGGACGCUCAGGGAAACAGGAGAUUACCAAAGAGAAGACCACCAAAGAUGACAUUGUCGUGGAGAUGAAGACCAACACAAAGAAUGAGGAAGCCGUCCUCCUAAAGGCCGUCAACGGAGACAAAAAGGGCCCCAAUGAGCAGGUAACUGCUGGAUGAACGUCAUUAUUUCACAAUUAAAGUCCCCGAUGGUCCAGGAGUGACGUUGUGCAGCAGGAGGCAGGACACACGAAGCCAGCAGUCAGCGCGCGUGUGUGCGUGUGUGUGUGAAACCACCUCACAGUCCGGACCCCCCCCAAAUCAGGCUUUCAUUCUCGGCAGUAUUCAGUAGAUUUACACAGGAACACACACACACACACACACACACACACCACACACACACACACACACACACACACACACACACAGGUAUGUUUGUACAGAUGUGUUUUUUCCUUUGGAUGUUUGCUUCCUCGUUCAGUUUCAUUUUGUUUUUGUAUGCUCGGCUGUCGUUCAGUGUGUGUGUGUGUGUGUGUGUGUGUGUGUGCGCGUGUGAUGGUGUCUCAGGUGCGUCAUCACCUUUUUGUUUUUUAAAAUAAAAGUGUAUAUAUUAUAUAUAUUUUGUUAUUUAAGAUAUUUUGGCACGUUCAUGGGUCCAGGUGAGUUUUUCAGAGACCAAACGCUCUUCAGUCCCACUGAGAGGAGGCUCGUCAGUGUGUUCGCUCCGGUUUCACAGCCAACGUUUGUCAGGAUUCAUAUUAAAACUGACCCCAAAAAAAGGGCGUUUCCUCCAGAAUUCAGUGUCUAAUGUGGCUUGAAACGCCGGAUAAUCAGCACGCACACUGGCAGCCUUCUCUGGCAAACUGCUGUCAAACCCUUGUACUGUUUGUAAAUACAUUGUAGUGUACAGACCUGCUAGUGGUGGCCUUGGACUGUUACUGAAGGUGAAAAGGUCAAAGGUUAGUGAUCUGCUGUGCCUGUUUUUUGAGAAUGCAUCAUACACUGAAUUUCUUUUUCUUUUGGGUUUGCUCGGUGUGUUUGUUCUUGGUUUCCACUGCGAGCUAGUCGGGCCUGAAGAAGUGUUUCCAGUGUUUGUGAGUGUUUGUGACGUGUUUGCUGCAGAUAAAACACACACUGUACUGCGAGCUGCAGCGUUUUACUUUCUCUGCUUACUGUCUGAGUUUCUGUUUGUGUCUGUGCAGUGUGAGAGUCAACUGGCAGACGCUUACACACUUUUUAUCAGAUAAUCCGUCACAGGGAACAUUGAGUUCUAUCACUCGGUGGUGAUGCAGUUUUUACUGCAGGUUGAUGAGAAAGGUCUGCUCUGUGAUGGAUCUGAACUCCAGCAAGUCUCGAGUUUCAACGUUGUUUUUUUCUUUUAAAUGAAUGUAAAGCAGUGGCUGUGGAAGGUAGAAAUACACUUCAUUUCUAUCUGCAGCUCCCCCAGUUUCUCAUUAUCACCACAUUCACACGGCAGAGCAAAGAAACCAGGACUCACUGUUUCGAAGGCGUUUCAACAAUCUACCGUCUGUACAGGAGCAGCAAAUGACAAACCAGCCUGUUCUCUUAAUCGUGUAUGAAAAUAUUUAUGGAACAAAAACAAACUCAACAUAAAAUUGUAACAUUCCCGAAUCCGAACAAAGACGGCAGCAUCCCGUUAGGUUCACCACUCUUACUCUUCCACACAAAAACAACAAAUCACAUUAAUCAAUGACGGAAGAAAAGGCAAAAACAUAACCAAACAUAAACCUCAGAAAAUGACAACAAAACAAGAACAGCAAAAAGAAAAUGUUCCAAAACAACACAAUUAAAAGAUAUAUCUACGUAAGAUUCGUGUUUUUCUAUUUUCAUACACAAGUUUUUAUAUUUCUUGUACAAAACAAUAAGGGCGAUGUCAUUUCUGGACACUUUCUUAAAGAAAAAAUGGUUAAAAGCCCCUUUUUUUAAAAUCCAGAUGAGGAAAAGGGUUUUUGGAGAUUCUUGAAAUGCCUUCAGACGAGCUGUAAGUGUUUCUGAACGAACUUCUGGCUCUUGUUGUGCAACAAGUGGACGUUUGAAUGUGAUGAUGAUGGAUGGGGGGGGACAAACUGCAGCUGAUUUCUAGUAACUAUUAACAUGCAGCAACACUGGAGCACUGCUUGUAAAGGCCCGUGUUGUGAAUACGAUGUUACUGAUCAUUGGUUAGGUUAUUGUGAAAAGAUUUGUUUUGUUGCGCUACGUUGCCCAGAUGACUUGCAGCAUUAAAAAAAUAUUAGAAGUAGUGAGAUGUUUUCUGUUUUCCAUUGAGGUGAUAAAGUUGUUUUAAAAAAAUAAAAUAAAUCCAGGUUCAGGACGUCCUCAGGCAAGAAGUGUCCUCGUGUGCGACGCUUUCAUUGUGGUUUUAGAGAAGCCGCAUAAAGCCAUAACACCGACCGUCUCUGGUUUCAGUUCCACACAACUUUAAAAUAUUCUGUUUUUAUUGUUUCACCGGUGAGAAAACAAGUUUGAAACAUUGCAAACAAGUUCUUUCUUUUUCUAAAUGUGUGUAAAUUAAGUACUGUACAUGUGAUUCUUGAUGCUUGCGUUUUUUUUUAUAUUUUUUGCAAGAAAAUAAUGCCAAAUAAAAAACGUUUCAUUUAAA